This is a messenger RNA of Halichondria panicea, 1383 nucleotides long. Its product is annotated as long-chain fatty acid transport protein 4-like. The record is from RefSeq and is a predicted model, not a curated record. Lineage: Eukaryota; Metazoa; Porifera; Demospongiae; Suberitida; Halichondriidae. Gene Ontology annotation, molecular function: long-chain fatty acid-CoA ligase activity; long-chain fatty acid transmembrane transporter activity.
CCGUCCCUCUCUCUCUCAGAUUGUUUCGUUCUCCUACUUUCUUUGGGAUUGCCGGAGGAGUGACUGACAGUGACUGUGUGUACUCUGUCCUGCCCCUCUACCAUUCCCACGGCCUCGCACACGGUGGAGGGCCUAUGAUCUACACAGGAGCCACUCUCGUCAUUAGGAAAAAGUUCUCUGCCAAAAACUUUUGGACCGAUAGUGCGAAGUACAACUGCACUAUGGUAUGCACGAUUGGGGAGUUGAAUCACUACGUGUUGGCCCAACCCCCUCAACCCACUGACACACAACACAAAGUACGUCUAAUCAUCACUGCAGGACUCAGAAAAGAGCUGUGGCUGGAGUUCCAGAAACGAUUUGAAGUGGAUCAUAUUAUCGAGUUUUAUGGCUCUACUGAGGGCAACUUUGGUAUCAUCAACAUUUACAACAAGCCAGGAUCUGUUGGAGCUCUCCCACUGUUUGUACCGUCCCUUCAAAACGUCACUAUCUUGAAGCUUCAUCCGGAGACUGGUGGUUACCUAAGAGAUGAGAAUGGUUUCUGUGUCGAGUGUGGUGUGAGGGAACCUGGUGAAACUGUUUGUGAGAUUACUAAAGUCUCUCCCUUCUACAGGUAUCGAAAUAAAAAGAACUCGGCAAAAAAAUUCUUAGGAAUUGUUUCAAAGCAGGAAAUGCUUUUCAGAACUGGAGACAUUAUGCACAUUGACGAGGAAGGUUUGGUGUAUUUCUGUGAUCGAUCUGGGGACACGUUUCGUUGGAAGGGGGAGAACGUAUCCAUGGCAGAGGUUGAGACUCGUAUUGCUACUGUGUUGAAGUUGACGGAUGUGGUGGUGCACGGUGUUGAGGUGCCUGGUAACGAGGGGCGUGCUGGAAUGGCUGCCAUUGUGGGGACUCUGGUCAUGCAGGGGAGCACUCUGGCUGGAUGAGACACAGAGGAGGCACUAACUGACGACAAGACGACAAUGUUCGACUGGUGUAAGGAGGGGAAUGAAAAUAAAUUACGAUCUCUACUCUCUGACACCAAUGUCAAUCAAACUGACCAAGAGGGGAUGGGUCUUCUUCACUGGGCCUGUGACCGUGGCAACCUGAACAUGGUGAAACUACUUGUGAAGAGGGGAGCAGAUGUUAAUAUUGAGCCGGGACACAGACAAUCAGACACCUCUUCAUUACGGUGAGAGAUGGAGUAUUCCUUUACAGAGGGUGCUUGUGUGUUAAUACAUGUUGAAGCUAGCUGUCUGUUUGUAGAUCUUUGUUUGAGUCCAAUGCUCCCUCUACUGAAUAGUGAGGGAAGUCAGUUUGGCUGUGUAUCUAUGGUAACCUUGGAGAUCUUUUUGUAUUUGCAUUAAUGAUGGUGAUCGAGGAAACAUAUUAUACCCUAUAGCUGUA